Fimicolochytrium jonesii is the source of this 2313-nucleotide messenger RNA. RefSeq lists its product as uncharacterized. NCBI's taxonomy places the organism in Eukaryota, Fungi, Chytridiomycota, Chytridiomycetes, Spizellomycetales, Powellomycetaceae. Gene Ontology annotation, molecular function: zinc ion binding; SNARE binding. The record is from RefSeq and is a predicted model, not a curated record. The coding region runs from base 1 to 2313 and encodes 770 amino acids. Gene Ontology annotation, cellular component: COPII vesicle coat; endoplasmic reticulum exit site. Gene Ontology annotation, biological process: endoplasmic reticulum to Golgi vesicle-mediated transport; intracellular protein transport; COPII-coated vesicle cargo loading. The transcript is spliced from 14 exons.
AUGGGCGGUCCCACGGCGCUCAAUCUGUUGCAAGGUCCUCCGACCAUUGAGCAACUAGACAACCCGGUGCCGGCCCCUUGGAUUUCCCCUCAGUCGUCUGUUUCACAACACGCGGAAUCAAACGCAGACGUGAAAUACAAACGAUGCACUAUGAAUGCAAUUCCGCAAACUAUGACACUCUUGAACAAAUGCAAAAUUCCACUCGGGCUAUUGGUGACGCCAUAUAGACACUUGCUGGACGGGGAGGAACCCGUCCCUCUGAUCAACCCGGUACAAAUUGUGAGGUGCCGGAGAUGUCGAUCGUACAUCAAUCCAUGGGUGCAGUUUGUGGACCAGGGAAGUCGGUGGAAGUGUAAUCUGUGCUUCCUGACGAACGAAGUGCCAAGCUUCUUCGACUGGGAUCCUGACACUAGGGAGCAUGUGGACCGGAUGGCCCGGCCAGAGUUGACCCAUGCGACUGUCGAGUAUGUCGCGCCGCAGGAAUACAUGGUUCGACCGCCUCAACCAGUGGUCAUGCUUUUCAUCAUUGACGUCUCUCAUGCCGCCGUCCAAUCUGGCAUGGUUGCUACGGCUGCUAGGACGAUUCUGGAUACACUAGACGCUAUUCCAAACACUGACGCUCGUACGAAAGUAGGAUUCAUUACAGUGGAUAGUGCCCUACACUUUUACAACCUCAGCCCGAAUGUCUCUGAGCCGCAAAUGCUAGUGGUAUCAGAUUUAGACGAAGUCUUCCUUCCGAUGCCUUACGAUCUGCUGGUCUCCUUGACGGAGUCGCGGGCACUCAUCGAAGCGUUGCUGCAACGGGUAUCAGACAUGUUCAAGAACACUCAGAAUGUGGGCAGUGUUCUGGGGCGAGCGAUCCAGGCGGCGCACAAAAUGAUCAGCCCAAUUGGAGGGAAGAUCAUCGUUCUGCAGGCGACAUUGCCAAAUCAGAACGAGGGAGCACUGAAGCCUAGAGAAGACCCUAAACUUCUGGGAACGCCGAAGGAGGUCAGUCUUCUCCAGCCGCAACAACCGUUCUACAAGAACAUGGCCGUCGCUUGCUCUCCAAGUCAAGUGAGCAUAGAUGUGUUCCUCUUCAGCUCACAGUACGCUGACGUGGCCACCCUCAGUGGAUGUGCAAAGUUCACUGGAGGAUCCGUGUACUUCUACCCCGGAUUCAACGCCUCACGGUCAGAAGACGCCAUGAAAUUCGCACAUGAAUUCUCGCACUUCCUGUCUCGCCCCAUUGGCCUGGAGGCGGUUAUGCGUGUCAGGGCAUCAAAGGGCAUUAGGAUGACGGCUUUCCAUGGAAACUUCUUCCUGCGCUCGACCGAUCUCCUCUCCCUCCCCAAUGUCAGCCCCGACAAUUCGUACGCUGUCGAAAUGACGCUGACGGAAAACUUGUCGACAUCGCUUGCGUGCUUCCAAACUGCUCUCUUGCACACAAGCAGCACAGGCGAGCGCCGAAUCCGCGUCAUCACCCUGGCUGUACCUGUAACCAACAACCUGGCGGACGUGUUCUCCGCAACAGAUCAGUUCGCCGUUGCGUCACUUCUGGCCAAAAAGGGUGUGGAGCGCGCCUUGACGUCGAAAAUCGAGGAUGCCCGGGAAGCCUUGAUGUAUAAGCUGGACGACAUUAUGGGAUCGUACAAGUCUGCCUUCACGACUUCGGGCCAAGCUGUCCAAUUGCUUGUCCCUGAGAACCUGAAACUCUUGCCUUUGAUGGUUCUGGGGCUUCUGAAGAACACGGCGUUCCGCGCAACGAGCACGGUCUCGAGCGAUCUGCGCUCCUAUUUGAUGGCAAUGCUUUACGUCUUGCCUCCGGAGAUGUGUCUUGUACAGAUUCAUCCCCGCUUCUGGCCCUUGCAUGCCUUAGAGCCUCAGGUCGGUCUUCCGGGCGGUGACGGAAAGAUUGUGUUCCCACCGUUACUCAACCUCAGCGCUGAGAAGCUCGAGCGCCAUGGACUGUAUCUUUUGGAGAAUGGUCUCGAGAUGUUCUUGUGGGUCAGCCGCGGCACUGACCCCCAGCUGAUCCAAAAGCUGUUCGACAAACCAUCGUACGACGCCGUGGGUGUCGGAAAGACGACUUUGCCCAUUUUGCAAAACGACUUCAGCACCAAGAUCAACAACAUCAUUGGCAAGGUCCGGGAAGUACGACUGCAGAUGAUGACCACCUACCCACAUCUGUACGUGGUCAAGGAAGACGGCGAUCCCUACUUCCGCAUGCAGUUCCUGUCGCAGCUCAUCGAAGACCGCAUCGAUGCUAGUUACUCAUAUCCGCAAUUCCUCAACGUGUUACGGGAGGGACUGGCGAAAGUCAGCUCCGCAUAA